Molecule: messenger RNA, 1830 nt
Organism: Moesziomyces antarcticus
Lineage: Eukaryota; Fungi; Basidiomycota; Ustilaginomycetes; Ustilaginales; Ustilaginaceae
Product: glycoside hydrolase family 30 protein
Exons: 1
Coding region: 1-1830 (609 amino acids)
Biological process (GO): glucosylceramide catabolic process
Molecular function (GO): glucosylceramidase activity
Source: RefSeq, a predicted model, not a curated record
AUGCCAUUGUUUGGCAGCGGUCACUCACGCGGAGAAUCCGCAUCCUACGCAGACAAGCCGCUUACGAGUGGGCAAGCGUCGCCGAUGCUGCCCACGUCGGCACCGCAUUCAAGCCAGCAUGGCAAGCCCAAAAACAAGGUCGCAGCUUGGUGGAGCUCUCAAUCGCGCACUCGCAAGAUUCUGCUCAUCGCAGCAGUGCUAAUCGUGCUGCUCGCAUUGAUCCUUGGCCUGGCGCUCGGCCUCACGCUCGGCGAGGAAAAGGAGGAUUCAAACCCCUCGACCGACUACGUCCCUCAAACCAUCUCGGGCAGCCGCUCCUCCCUCCUUACAGAUGGCUACUGGUACACCGCGCCUUCGAACGGCACGAACUUCAACUGGACCGCCUCAACCACACAGCUCGGCAACUACCGAGCCGAUAGCACAGGCGUUGACAUUGUCAUCAACACCGCGCAGCGAUUCCAGGCUAUCGACGGAUUCGGCGGCGCCAUGACCGAUAGUUCCGCUUACCUCCUCACACGGCUCAAGCAGCGCGAGCAGGGUCUCUACUCUCGUGUGAUGGACUUCAUGUUCAACAACGCCACGGGUGUUGGUAUUACGCGCGCCACCUUGGGCGCUUCCGACUUCUCCGUCAUGCAGGAAUACUCGUACAUCGCCCAGCCCCCGGACUUUGCAGCGGCCGCAAACGAGCUCAACAACGCCGCCUCGCUCCUUUCUUCGUUUAGCGUCGACGGAACGCAGUCGUCCAUGUACACUCUCCCCGUGCUGGUGGAUGCCAAGAAGCGCAACCCGGGACUCAAGGUCAUCCUUACGCCGUGGAGCCCGCCGCCGUUCAUGAAGUCGAACAACACCAUGAACGGAGGAUCGCUUCGCGACGGCUUCAUUCCGGUUCUGGCGCAGUACUACGCCCAGGCGGCGCAGGCGUGGAGCAACGCCGGCGUGAGGCCGUGGGCGAUGACGCUGCAGAACGAGCCAUCGCAUAUCGCCUCGUAUCCGUCCAUGGGUCUCAACUCGUCGCAGCAGGUGCAGCUUGCGCAGGAGCUGCGUUCCCAGCUGCAAAGCCGUGGUCUUGGCAGCAUCCAGGUGUGGGGUCACGAUGACAACUACUCGGGCUGGCAGAGGGCCGCGGACAUUGUCAACGGCAACUCGUCUGCCGUCGAUGCGAUUGCCUUCCACUGCUACCGCGGCGAUCCAGCCGAGAUGGCCCAGUUCGAAGGCGCACUGCGCAACGGCGUGAGCAAGGACCUGCACAUGACCGAGUGCACUGGCACUGGUAACCCCUCCAACCGAUGGUCGGGCAUGCAGGGUUGGCUGAACAACGUCUACUGGCCCGUGGGCUCGCAAAACGCCCGAUCCAUCGUCCAGUGGAACCUCGCGCUCGACCGCGGCUAUGGUCCGCAUCUCGAGAGCGCCUACUGCACCUCGUGCACCGGCUCGCUCGUCCUCUCUUCGCAACAGAAGCCUGCCAACCCGUACGUCUCGUACAACGAGCAGAUCUACCUCACUGCCCACUUCUCGGCUGCCUCCACCGACUUGACCAAUGUCGGAGGCGGUCAGGCUUACCGCGUGAGCGCACAGCAGGGCACGCAGUACUCGCUCAACCGCAACGACUGGCAGUGCCUCAACUGGCUUGCAUAUGCUGCUCCCACCGCGGGCACAGCGCUCCAGAACGCAUCCACGUCGAAUAACAACGCCCAGCCUACUCGCCGUGUGGGGCUGGUCAUCGCCAACACCUGCAAGGAUACAAAGAACGUCGUAGUCUCUUCAGAUGGCCGCCGCACCACCAUCCCGGUUCAACAGGGUCUGUCGACCUUCGUCUGGACCGCUCCCUAG